Callorhinchus milii (elephant shark) is the source of this 1985-nucleotide messenger RNA. It is a transcript of the gene erp44, whose product is annotated as endoplasmic reticulum protein 44. Bases 204 to 1430 code for a protein of 408 amino acids. Lineage: Eukaryota; Metazoa; Chordata; Chondrichthyes; Chimaeriformes; Callorhinchidae. The transcript has 12 exons. The record is from RefSeq and is a predicted model, not a curated record.
UGUGCCUGCGCGCGACGCGCUCGAGCAGAGGCUGUCCUUGCGCCGGGUCGUGGAGCGGUUGCUGUGCAGCGAGCGCCCGGUUGCGGAGCGAGCGGAGGGUCGGUCGGUCGGUGUUGGGGCUGAGGGAGCGAGCGAGCGAGCGGGAGGACGUUUUCGGGCAGAGUGUCACCGAGGGCGGAGUGCGGCCACCAGGCUCCAAUACCAUGACAGUUACAGCGCGGCUUCUUCGCUCUGGCUUUAUACGUUACCUCCUCGUCCUGGUGGCCAUGUGGUUUAGUACUCCAGCUCAUAGUGAAAUAUUAAAUCUUGAUAGUGGAAAUAUUGAUGACAUCUUAGGCAAUGCAGAUGUUGCACUAGUCAAUUUCUACGCUGACUGGUGCAGAUUCAGUCAAAUGUUGCAUCCCAUCUUUGAAGAGGCUUCCACAAUUGUGAAAGAUGAAUAUCCAGAUGCAAAGCAAGUGGUUUUUGCAAGGGUUGAUUGUGACCAGCAUGCGGAUAUAGCACAAAGGUACCGGAUAAGUAAGUAUCCAACGCUGAAACUGUUCAGGAAUGGGAUGAUGAUGAAGCGAGAGUACAGAGGUCAGAGAUCAGUGACGGCACUUGCAGACUUCAUCAAACAACAGAGAAAUGAUCCUAUUCACGAAAUCCAAAGUCUCGAUGAAUUGCAAACAAUUGAUCGCAGCAAACGUAACAUCAUUGGAUUUUUUGAACAAAGAGAGUCAGACAACUACAGAACCUUUGAAAAAGUGGCCAAUAUAUUGCGGGAUGAUUGUGUCAUUCAGGCCGCUUUUGGAAGUGUUGCAAAACCUGAGAGGUUCAGUGGUGAUAACGUAAUAUACAAACCAAUUGGGGAGAACAGUCCUGACAUGGUGUAUUUGGGUUCGCUGAAUAAUUUUGAUCUGUCGUUUGCCUGGACUCAGGAUAAGUGUGUGCCAUUGGUUAGAGAAAUCACUUUUGAAAAUGGUGAGGAGUUGACUGAAGAAGGCCUUCCAUUCCUUAUACUGUUUCAUUUGAAAGAAGACACUGAAAGCUUAGAUAAAUUUCAGCAUGAAGUUGCAAGACAGUUGAUCAGCGAGAAAGGUACAAUAAACUUCCUACAUGCUGACUGUGACAAGUUCCGUCAUCCUCUCCUCCACAUACAGAAGGCUCCAGCAGACUGUCCUGUUAUUGCUAUUGACAGUUUUAGGCAUAUGUAUGUUUUUGCAGACUUUAAAGACUUAGCAAUUCCAGGUAAACUGAAGCAGUUUAUAUUGGACCUACACUCUGGUAAAUUACACAGGGAAUUUCACCACGGCCCAGAUCCCACUGAUACAGCUCCUGGACAGCAAAGUGAAGAAGUCCAAAGUAGUCCCCCAGAAAGUUCAUUCCAGAAACUGGCUCCCAGUGAACACAGGUAUACCAUCCUCAAGAGAAGCCGAGAUGAAUUAUAGAUCUAUUAAGGAACUGUACAAGACCAGAAAACAAAAAGCUUUGCCCCAUGAGUGGCAGAAAUACUAAGCCUAUAUUUUCAUAAGUCUGUGUGUACAGUUUUUAUUUUGGAUAAAACUAAAAACAAAUUUCCAACAAAUCGUGGUGUUAUUGUUCUUUGCUUCCCUGGCUUGUGAAUACAUUAAUGUAUACUAUGGUUCAGUCUGGUCAAUUUUAAUAAAAAUAAACUCUUGGUAAAUGUAUAGAUGUCAGAAAACAUCAGCUAUUUCCUGAUCCAAACUUUUCUAAUAAAAAGGCCAUAUCCUUGAAUUUAUCACAAAGGAUUUGCCAAUGAUGUUUACCACAUACUUGCACUGUCCCAUUAAACAGGCCUCAUCUUUUGAUGUUUUAUCUCCAAUUUGUCAAACAUGCUUUUUUUUCAAAAAAAGGAAACGUUUCAUUUAACAAUUUGCUAUGUGGGUGACGUGAGCUGUGAUGGUUUCAGAAUGUCCACGUUGGAGAGGGUGUGUUGCCCUCAUUUUGGAAAACAAAAUAAAAUUUUAAGUGGCCUAGUAUGA